AUGAAGGUGUGCCUGCUGUUGGGUCUGUUUGUGGUGGCACUGCUACCCAGCCUUUCCGAAAGUCGGAUUGUCUCCAAAUGUGAGCUGAAGGACAAACUUGGGGAGGAAAUCAACCUGCCUAAAAAGCUUAAGAGUCAUGAUGAUGAAAUCCUGUCAAUAAUUAUCUGUGAGAUCUUUAGGAGGUCUAAUGGGAAUACCAGCCUGGUCAAUGUAGAUGGUAUCCGCCAUCCCUUGGCCACAGCCCAGCCAACAACUGGAAGAAGUGAACCAGAAACCACCAAAACAAUGGCAGCAGCGUCUGUCAGCAUCAGAAAAAAGCAAAGAGCUCCUUCCAGAAAAAGUCCUGAUUCACAGGAAUCACUUAAUGAUAUGGAAAACAGGUUUGAUGAGGAACAGAUGCAGCAAGAUGAUGAGCGCAUGAGCAAGGAGGGCAGCUCUGAUGAGGACAGAUCCUCAUAUCAACAGGAUCCCAACAAGAUAACUCUCUGGUCCCUCGGCUAUUAUGGUGUCUUCCAGCUGAGAGACAGCCAUUUUUGUGAUUCUGGUUACCGUUGGUCCAGGAAUCUGUGCCAGAAAUCUUGCUCAGAUUUUACUGAUGACGACAUAACAGAUGACAUUGAGUGCUUCAUCAACUCUAACUACCACUGGUUUCUCUUCAGGACUCUCUCUCACGAGUGUUUCAAUGACAGAAAAACAUUCCUACAUGAUUGUUCUUAGGUGUCUGUGAGAGCAAUUUUCUGCCAACAAGUGUACCUCUACUCUGAGUUGUAGAUGGUUGAAUUGUAUGGUGAAGUAUUGCUUUCUUUUUCAUUGUUGAUGAUCAGUGUACUUUCUUUAAAUCAUUAUAUUAGAGAUAAUUUUUCUGCAAUUUGAUUUAGGGCUUUUUGUUGUUUGAAAACUAAGUGAAUUAUGUAAUGCCUAAUUUCUAAAGGCAGUAAAGAUGAAAACUGAGUGUGACUGUUUCAUAUGGUUGCAGAAGGUGAUUACUGAUUAUUGACCUGCCUGUCUCUUCUAAUAUCCAAGCACAUCCUGAUUAAUGUAAUGACUUUUCAAAUGCACCAAAAAGACUAUAAAAUAAAAGUAAAAUGUGAUUUUGAUCCAAAGUGUAAAAUUUUAGGUGUGUCAUAUAAAGAUUUCUAUUGUAUGUUGGCACAAAGCGGGA
Messenger RNA from Girardinichthys multiradiatus, 1162 nucleotides. RefSeq lists its product as uncharacterized. The record is from RefSeq and is a predicted model, not a curated record. The transcript is spliced from 4 exons. NCBI's taxonomy places the organism in Eukaryota, Metazoa, Chordata, Actinopteri, Cyprinodontiformes, Goodeidae. Bases 1 to 717 code for a protein of 238 amino acids.